ACAGUAUUAAAACAAUACAUAAAUACGCAAGUUUGACUUGUAUUCAAGCGUUCAGUUUUCAAAUUUGAAACGCCCGAAGAGUGUCAUUCGCCGUUAAAUGGAAAUGUUACACCAAAAAAUACCAAUUUCCACAUUUUUAACCGCAGUGGGCGAAUCAAUACUGUUGUAAUAGUGAAAUCGCGUUUGACCACAGGACAUCGCUGUGUUGUGUAAAAACGUUGGAGAGAAUAUUGAAAUGGCAGACCAAGAUCGAGGGGAACAUUCACGUAAACCGGACGAUAAGAACGACGAGAAACCGAUGAAAAAGGCGAAAUAUGAAUGGCAGGUCAAGGGUAAACAUCACCUGAAGGAAACCAAUGGAUCCAGUUCAGCUUCAAAAGUAAACAACAAUGAAGAGAGCGAUGACGGUAUAUUAACUGCCAAAAGGCAUAAGAAAGGUGAAACUUGUCACUGUAUCAUCAUGGAGAAUAGUGAAGAUGAAGACUGGGUCUCGGCAAAUGAUGUCUGUGAUAUUCCGGUCACUUUGGUCAAUCCAAAUGUGAGAUUACAAGAGUAUCUUCUCCAUAAGUGGCAAACCAGAAGAUUAGCACGCGGAUUUGUUGACAACACUAUCAAUACUAUUCUGGAAAACUGGAAGAGCAUUCCAGUAAAUUUUGAUGCCAGUGAUUUGGUGGAGAACUGUGAGAAUGGUGGACAAGUUGAAGAUGAGGGAAUAUUAAUGGCAAUACAAUCACAUGGUUUACAGCCAAGCUUUAGCAAUCCAUUACGUAGAUACAGAAAUGGGGAAGGCUCAUUGAAUUUGCAUGUGGGAGAAAUGUCCAGGUUUGAUAAUAUCCGAUUUGAUUGGAAUACUGUGCAGGACCAAUUAGAACGUGCCAGAUCCGCACCUGAGAAUCAUAAAAACGAUAAUAAAGAAAAUGAGGAAAAUAAAGAAUGUGAUAAUUCGCAAGUCGAGGACCCAAUGGAAUUUUUAAAUGCAGCUGUAUCUGCUGCUAUUGAAAAGAAGGGACUUUCCUCCUUUUGAUUGAAUAUAUUUUGUCAGGUUUCAUGAAGACUGCAUAAUAUCAUGUAUAUCGUAGAUCUUUUAGUAUUACUAGAUGUGAAUCUUUAAAUUAACAUUUUUAAUUUUAUAAAUUUUAUGUAUUUUGUUAAUUCUUUUUAUAUAACAAUUAAGAAAUUACUACUUAGAGUGUUUAUAUAUUUUUCUGUAAGCAUUAAUAUGUACUGAAAAACUGAAAUUUGUGUAAUUCAUGCUCGGUAGAAAAUAAGUUCCUAAAAAAUUAUACAAUUAUUGAGGACGUUUUAUUUUUUAGAACUAAAUGUUUAUUUGAUUAAUAAAUUUUUAUAUAUUA
This is a messenger RNA of Aethina tumida (small hive beetle), 1352 nucleotides long. RefSeq lists its product as uncharacterized. Bases 236 to 1024 code for a protein of 262 amino acids. Lineage: Eukaryota; Metazoa; Arthropoda; Insecta; Coleoptera; Nitidulidae. The transcript has a single exon. The record is from RefSeq and is a predicted model, not a curated record.